CAGGCUCUGGUACUACAAUGUUCACAACGAUGCCAAAACUUGUGUUGUUUGUGCUUGUACUAGGAAUGGCAGAUGCAUGGGAUAGUGAAGAACUGGAGCUGUUUGAUCUCGUAGAAGAAAUUCAGAAAAAUUUCUACGAUAUGCUGGGUCUUGAUUCAUCUGCUUCCCAAUCUGAUAUAAAAAGAGCAUACAGAAAAUUGUCAUUGCAGUUACAUCCAGAUAAAAAUAAAGAAGAAGAUGCUGAGGAGAAGUUCAGACAGCUUGUUGCCGUGUCAGAAGUACUCAAAGAUGAAACCCAACGAAAAAGGUAA
This is a messenger RNA of Saccoglossus kowalevskii, 311 nucleotides long. Its product is annotated as dnaJ homolog subfamily C member 1-like. The record is from RefSeq and is a predicted model, not a curated record. NCBI's taxonomy places the organism in Eukaryota, Metazoa, Hemichordata, Enteropneusta, Harrimaniidae. Gene Ontology annotation, cellular component: endomembrane system.